Molecule: messenger RNA, 336 nt
Organism: Aspergillus glaucus CBS 516.65
Lineage: Eukaryota; Fungi; Ascomycota; Eurotiomycetes; Eurotiales; Aspergillaceae
Exons: 4
Coding region: 1-336 (111 amino acids)
Source: RefSeq, a predicted model, not a curated record
AUGUCUGCCCCUGCGAAAAAGGAAUUCCUGUGCAUUUGCCCCGACAAGCCGGGUGUCAUCGACAAGCGCUUGGAAGUCCGGCCACAGCACCUUGAAAACGCCAAGAAGUCCGUCAGUGAGGGCUCUUUGGUUCUUGGAGGAGCGAUGUUCAACGAUUCGCACCCCAAGGAAGGCGAGACGCCUUCGUUCAAGGGAAGUGCUAUGAUGCUGCUCGCUGAGAACGAGGAAGAAGCGAGAAAGUUGUUGGAGAACGAUGUUUACACGAAGAAUGGGGUGUGGGAUAUUGAGAAUGUGCAGAUUAUCCCGUUCCAAUCGGCCGUGAGACUUCCGCUGUGA